AAACUUCAACUCAAAUCAACUUUUGCACUUUGUUUUCAUCCCAGGUAGAAUGAUUAAACACAAUAUUAUUUCUUGCAAACCAUAUGGAUCAAGCUGUUGAGGUGCAGAAGCAGAAUGUCGGGGUUAAGACAAGAGCCCAGCAGGCGAGAGUUCAUGUGAUGACUCACCAGGAAGCUGUGGCUACCGAUGUAAUCACGGGUACUUGCCUGCUAAUUCUGAUUAUGCACAUGUUUUAUUUGAUUUAGGUGCAUCACACUUUUUAUUGCUUGAUCGUAUGCUUUGAAACGAGCUUUACCUGUUGAUAAUUCUAAUUUUGAACUGCAUGUGAACACCCCUUUAGGAGGGCUGAUGACUACUAGAGAUGUGUGUAGGACGGUAGAUAUUAUAUUGAUGGUAGAUAAUUGAGUGCUAGCUUGUUUGUUUUAGAUACCUCAAAUUUUGACAUCAUUCUGGGGAAAAAUUGAGUCCGAGGUAUAUUGGACCAUAUGUUAUCCCAAAAAGAAUUGACGAGGUAAAAGGUUAACCAUUUCUAAUUGGAUAUAAGUUUUAGAUUUUAUCUCCUAGAUUUGAGUUUUGGGGACAAAACUCCUUUUUAGGAGGGGUGGAUGUAAUAUCCCCAAAUUUUCUAAGAUAUUUAAAGGUGAGUCAUGGACUUAAUUGUGAGAGAAUAAUGUUGUUGGCCUUAAUAAUAGAAACUUUCAAAGUUCAGGGACUUAGAAGAAAGGAAAUAGGAUAAG
Messenger RNA from Rubroshorea leprosula, 737 nucleotides. NCBI's taxonomy places the organism in Eukaryota, Viridiplantae, Streptophyta, Magnoliopsida, Malvales, Dipterocarpaceae. The record is from the annotation of a GenBank genome assembly.